Messenger RNA from Wallemia mellicola CBS 633.66, 935 nucleotides. RefSeq names its product NADH/NADPH dependent indole-3-acetaldehyde reductase AKR3C2. The coding region runs from base 10 to 852 and encodes 280 amino acids. Lineage: Eukaryota; Fungi; Basidiomycota; Wallemiomycetes; Wallemiales; Wallemiaceae. The transcript is spliced from 9 exons. Gene Ontology annotation, molecular function: oxidoreductase activity, acting on NAD(P)H as acceptor. The record is from RefSeq and is a predicted model, not a curated record.
GAAACCAUAAUGUCCUACUUUAACGACUUCAGAUUGAAUGAUAACGCAGUCAUAUUAUCACCUGCAUAUGGCACAGGGACUGUUUUGAAAGGUAGGGAUGCAGCUAAAAAUGUAUUACAAGCUAUACAAAGCGGUUUGAGACAUAUUGACUGUGCCCAAUUUUAUGAGAACGAGGAAAGCGUUGGAAAAGGAAUAAAAGCCAGCGGGGUACCGAGGGAAGAACUUUAUAUAACUACUAAAUACGCAACUGGUGAUAUACGCGAAACAUUUAGAAAUUCGCUCCUUUCACUCGAGGUAGAUUAUGUUGAUUUAUUCUUGAUUCAUAGUGCAAAGUACGCACAACCUCAUGGUUUAAUGGAAAGCUGGGAUCUACUCGAAGAGUUGAAAGAUAGCGGAAAAAUACGCAGUAUUGGUGUAUCAAACUAUCGUGUGGAUGAUCUGAAACAAUUCGUUGAUACCGCAAAAUACAAACCUGCAGUUAAUCAAAUCGAGUUCCACCCAUUUGUAUAUGGAAAAGCAAAGGAAUUGCUGUCAUAUUGCCAGAGCAAAGGUAUAUUAGUAGCCAGUUACGGUGGUCUUUCACCUAUCACUAAGAUCCGUCAUGAAGAUUUUGAUGAUUUACUUAAUAAGCUCUCACAGAAGUACAACCUCAGUCAUCAAGCUUUGCUUUAUAAUUGGGCACGUGCUCAUAAUGUUAUGGUAGUAACAACCUCAAGCAAAGCAGAAAGGUUAGAGGAGAUAAAGAGUCUUUCAGGCACAAAGUUAGACCAGGAAGAUGUUGAAGAGUUAGAUAGGAUCGGAGAAAAAUAUCAUCACCGUUAUUACAUGUCAGUUAUGGAUGAGAAGGAAUAAGCUUCCUUUGUACCUAAAAUAUACAAUGACAUUACCACGUGAUUGACAGCACUGCUAUAAUAAUUUAAUAAUUUCUAUUUGAU